AUCUCCACGCGCUUUAUACAAGGCUUCCACUUCGGUAGUAAUCUCUAUGCUCUUUUUUCCUGACCUAUACACCCAUUCACACAUAUAAACACACAAAUAUCUUCUUCAUCUCUCCCCCUGCAUCUCUCUCGUCUCUCUCAAAUCCCUCUCUCCUCUCUCUCCAGAUUAAUUUCGCUUAAUCGCAGAGUCAAUUUCUCUCGCCUUCUUCGAAUCUUUACGUCUCGGUUUAUGAGCUCGAAGGAGAAACCAACGCUCGGUGGUACGCGGAUUAAGACCCGCAAACGGAACAUUGCUGCUCCUCUGGACCCUGCAGCUUUUGCUGAUGCAGUGGUCCAGAUUUAUCUGGAUAAUGCUGGUGAUCUGGAACUUAUUGCUAGGAGCCUUGAAUCGUCAGACCUUAACUUCUCUAGAUACGGUGACACCUUUUUUGAGGUUGUCUUCACAGGAGGGCGUACACAACCUGGCACAACAAAAUCUGAUGAGGGGGAGCGCCAUCCUUACUCUGUAAUUGAUUGCGAGCCUAAGCGUGAACUCAUUUUGCCAUCUGUAAUUUACAUACAGAAGAUAUUGCGACGACGGCCAUUCCUCAUUAAAAAUCUUGAAAAUGUUACUAGAAGAUUUUUGCAGUCCCUUGAACUUUUUGAGGAAAAUGAGAGGAAGAAGCUGGCAAUAUUCACAGCACUUGCAUUUUCCCAGAAAUUGUCGGGACUUCCACCAGAGACUGUAUUCCAGCCUCUACUCAAGGAUAACCUUGUUGGCAAAGGGCUAGUACUGUCAUUUAUAACAGAUUUCUUUAAGGAAUAUCUGAUUGACAACAGUCUUGAUGAUUUGAUUGCAAUUCUGAAGAGGGGUAAGAUGGAGGAUAAUCUUCUUGAGUUCUUCCCAUCUGCAAAGCGUUCUCCUGAAGCCUUCUCGGAGCAUUUUACGAAAGCUGGAAUUGCUCCCUUGGUUGAAUACAAUGAGAAGAAGAUAUUCGAGGUGAAGCUGAAGGAAAUGAAAUCUGCACUAACAACACAGAUAGCAGAGGAAGCUGAUAUAUCUGAAGUAAUAGAAUCUGUGAAACAACAUGUUAAAGAUGCUAAAUUACCAGAUAUUGAAGUUGUACGGAUCUUGUGGGAUGUUAUGAUGGAUGCUGUCCAGUGGUCUGGAAAGAAUCAACAGCAGAAUGCUAACUUAGCUCUUCGUCAGGUGAAAACAUGGGCCGAAUUAUUGAAUACCUUUUGCACCAGUGGCAAGCUUGAAUUGGAACUCCUGUAUAAAGUCCAGGUUCAGUGUUACGAGGACACUAAGCUGAUGAAGAUAUUUCCAGAAAUUGUGAGGUCUCUAUAUGACUUGGACGUUCUUGCAGAAGAUACCAUUCUUCACUGGUUCCGUAAGGGAACAAACCCCAAGGGCAGGCAAAGCUUUGUGAAGGCAAUGGAGCCCUUUGCAAAAUGGCUAGAGGAGGCAGAAGAGGAGGAAUAACUGGCCUUUAAAUCCUAUGGUGAGGCUAGAGGCAGCAGAAGAGGAUAAAUCUGUCUGACCUUUUUCCUACUGCAAUUCUUCCUGCUGUUUAAUCCUAGAGUAUUACGAUCUUCUUUGUUGAAUGUAUUUCUGAGAAGUUCUGUUUGUUCUGAUGAUAUGAUUGAGCCACCAUGUUUUUUAUUAUGGAUAAUAAUCUGUUUGACAUUUUCA
Molecule: messenger RNA, 1674 nt
Organism: Daucus carota subsp. sativus
Lineage: Eukaryota; Viridiplantae; Streptophyta; Magnoliopsida; Apiales; Apiaceae
Exons: 8
Coding region: 229-1464 (411 amino acids)
Cellular component (GO): cytoplasm; membrane
Molecular function (GO): protein binding
Source: RefSeq, a predicted model, not a curated record